CUGCUAUACAGCACACAGACCCCAUACACUGCUAUACAGCACACAUCCUAUAUCUUCUGGAACCUCAAGACAGGACCCAUCCUGCCUACAGUAUACCGCUGGUUUGUCACAAUGCUUGAUGGACUGAAAAUGGAGGAGAAUAUCCAGAAUGUUAUCGAAACAUCGGCAGCUUUGUCCUCUCUCUUUGGCCGAGGUUUGGAGCAGAAAUGGGUGUGCGAGGGCUGUGAACGGGUGAUCUGUGACCGCUUUCUCCUGCGGAUAAGUGACAGCCUGUGGCACGAACAGUGUGCUCAGUGCUGUGCCUGUAAAGAGCCCCUGGAGAGCAGUUGCUUCUACAGAGACAAAAAGCUGUACUGCAGGAAAGACUAUGAAAAGUUGUUUGCAGUAAAAUGUGGGUCUUGUCUGGACACCAUCACAUCCAGUGAGUUUGUCAUGAGGGUGCAAAAAAGUGUCUACCAUUUGGGCUGCUUCUGCUGCUGUGUAUGUGAGAGGCAACUCCAGAAGGGCGAUGAGUUUGUUCUGAAAGAUGGCCAGCUUCUCUGCAAGAGUGACUACGAAAGGGAGCGCGAUCUACUCAGCCUGGCAAGCCCAGCAGCUUCUGACUCAGGUAAAAGUGAUGAUGAUGAAGAUGCUGGGAAAUUUGAAGAUGGUAAGGGAACUGAAGAUGGUAAGGACCAGAAACGUCCCAAGAGGCCCAGAACCAUCUUAACAACACAGCAACGCAGGGCUUUUAAAGCGUCAUUUGAGGUGUCCUCCAAACCAUGCAGGAAGGUUAGAGAGACGCUGGCUGCUGAAACUGGUCUCAGUGUAAGAGUGGUUCAAGUCUGGUUCCAGAACCAAAGAGCAAAAAUGAAAAAGCUGGCAAGAAGACAGCAACAGCAGCAGCAGCAACAAGAUCAGCAGAACCCAACACGGAUACCUUCAGCUCAGACACAUAAUUCCGGCAGCACCAGUAUUGAAGGCAUCAUGAAUGUCUUUACAACGUUGCCUCAACAACAGCUUCUCUCCAUAGAGCAAAACAUGUACCCUUCAGACCCCUUCCAGCAAGGACUUACUCCCCCACAAAUGCCAGGAGAUCACAUGCAUCCAUACGGUGGAGAGUCGCUAUUUCAUGAUAUGGACAGUGAUGAUGCUUCUCUUAACAACUUGGGGGAGUGCCUUUUAGCAGCACCUGAAGUGGGAUCAAUGCAGGCCCGAGUGGGAAACCCAAUUGACCGUCUAUACUCCAUGCAAAAUUCAUAUUUCACCUCUUGAGAAAACAAGUUGGAUGCGCAGUAUUACGGCUUCUUGUCUGGAAACUCUGGAUUUCUGUUGGAUGCUACUGAUUAUGUCUGAUUUAUAGCGAUUUAAGUUGAGUUAAGUCUUUUUAAGGACGACAUUGUUGACUUGUCAAGCCACAUCUCUCGCAGGCUCCUGAUGCCUAAGGAUUCCGAUAACACAAUUUCCUUUGGAUUAUACCAACUGGAUUGAAAAACUAAUAAUCAUGUUGACAAUGAAACCAGGUGUGGUGUGAGAUGUUCUACAUUGCAUGAAUGCGAGAAACCUCAACUCUACUGGAAAUCUAAGACUUUCUUUUCUUUGUGUAAAGAGCUGCUACUGAACUUGGACUUAGUCCUGUUCCCCACAUUUCAAUUUGUAGGAAAACUAUUCAGACUAUGUACAUUGUUAAGGACACAAAGGGUAACCAGGUGACUUGCUUUUCUAAUUAUUGGGGUCUAUUGUGUAUGGGCAAGCUAGAAGCAAAUCUGUAUAUUCUCCUCUCCUAUAGCAGAAGACAUAGGGCUCAUAUGGGUCUGUUUAUUGAUUAAUAUGAAAAGAUUGGGUGAGCGUGUGGUGCUGUAGCCCAACAGUCUGGGCCUGCAUACUGAACAAGUCAUACAUCAAUUUACUAAAAUACCCACGAAGACUCAAAUCACAUGUUCUGCUUUAAUCCAACCAAGUCCCUGAAGUUAAUCAACCAUCAUGCCAGAUGACCAUUCUUAUUUGUCAAGUACCUAUAACACCACUAGAUAUAAUAUUAAAAUGGCAUGUUAGUUAAAUGCAGAAGACUUAAUUAUAUGCCCUAGUGCCAUUAGAAGUGCCCCGAGGAAGGUUAAGGAAGGAUUUUGCCUGUGUAACUGUAAUACCCAUUUUCCUGACACAGAUUGUACAUGGAAAUGUUGUUAUUUGGAGAUAUUUAAUGUUGCACAUCUGUGCAGUUAACUUAUAUAAAACGUAGAUUAAUUCUUUUUAUCUUGUUAGGAUGAAAAAUGCAAUGCUGGCAUACGUGAUAUGCCCAUUAAAUAUAUCAUAUUUUGUGUUAUUUUACAUGUUUUCAUAUCACAAAUAUUGAUUUAGGCACCUGUUACUAAGAACUAAGAAGGACAAGAUGGUGGUUUUUUUUACUAAGUUGUCAAAGUAGAGACUACAUCUGUAUAUGAACAUUUGCUGAUUCGGGUUCAUUUAUUUAAUAAAAUGGGAUUUGUGGA
Messenger RNA from Spea bombifrons (plains spadefoot toad), 2468 nucleotides. RefSeq names its product LIM homeobox transcription factor 1 alpha (gene LMX1A). Gene Ontology annotation, cellular component: nucleus. Gene Ontology annotation, molecular function: RNA polymerase II transcription regulatory region sequence-specific DNA binding; DNA-binding transcription factor activity, RNA polymerase II-specific. The coding region runs from base 112 to 1254 and encodes 380 amino acids. Lineage: Eukaryota; Metazoa; Chordata; Amphibia; Anura; Pelobatidae. The transcript has 9 exons. The record is from RefSeq and is a predicted model, not a curated record. Gene Ontology annotation, biological process: regulation of transcription by RNA polymerase II; neuron differentiation.